This is a messenger RNA of Cooperia oncophora, 2052 nucleotides long. NCBI's taxonomy places the organism in Eukaryota, Metazoa, Nematoda, Chromadorea, Rhabditida, Trichostrongylidae. The record is from the annotation of a GenBank genome assembly.
AUGCACAUCUCUCCGGGUGUUCUUGCCAUAGCCUCAUUUGUGGCCACUGCGGCAACAGUCACAAAUGCCUUCGUUGUGAACAAGCAGUUUUAUCCGUCAAUUGUUUACAUAACGAAGAAGCAAUGCCAGCAUGAUGCAAUAACACCUUGUUCUGAAAUUUGUAUUCAUGGGUUGUUCGUUGACAAUAUGCUUUGCUUGGCAACGACUCAUCCUGGCACUAUUUUCUCUAGCCAUUUUUCUUUGCCUUUUCAGGUCAUUUAUGUGCAGGCUCUUAUUCUGGUGUAUAUACUAUUCCAAAUGGUCAGGAAGAUUUUCUUCGGUGAACUACGAGCUUCAGAAGCUGAGCAUUUAUCAGAGCGUGCUUGGCAUGCAGUGUUGGAAACAUGCUUGGCAUUUACUGUGUUUCGAGACGAUUUUUCGCCACUAUUUGUCAUGCAGUUUGUUGGCCUCCUGUUUGUAAAAAGUUUCCAUUGGUUAGCUGAUGACCGUGUUGACAUGAUGGAACGCAGUCCUGUUAUAACGCUGAAAUUUCAUAUUCGAAUGAUGUGUAUUGUUGCCUUCCUCGGUGCUACAGAUUCUUACCUGCUUUCGCACGCGUAUUUCACUACAUUACUGAAGGGCGCUAGUGCCCAAAUAGUUUUCGGAUUUGAAUAUGCCAUACUGAUGGCUUUGGUGAUCCAUGUUACGAUAAAGUAUAUUCUUCACAUGCACGACCUGCGAACUGCCCAAGCAUGGGAGAAUAAAGCGGUUUAUUUGCUUUAUGCGGAACUUUUCAUAAAUCUGAUACGAUGCGUACUGUAUGGAUUAUUCGCUGCUGUCAUGCUCCGUGUGCACUCGUUCCCGUUGUUCUCAGUGCGACCAUUCUAUCUAUCUUUGCGAGCUUUGCACAAAGCCGUCAACGAUGUCAUCUUGAGUCGAAGAGCUAUCAAUGCUAUGAACAACCUAUUUCCAAUUGUGUCAGCUGAAGAUCUGGCUACAAUGGAUGCCACAUGUAUUAUUUGUCGAGAUGAAAUGACACCAGAAUCAACACCAAAACGACUUCCUUGCGGUCAUGUCUUCCAUACACACUGUCUGCGAAGCUGGUUCCAACGCCAACAAACAUGUCCUACUUGUAGGACGGAUAUUUUAGCCGCAGCUGGUCAACGUGCUGCAGCAAACGGCGCUGUGCCAGCCGCACAGCCGAAUAACGCUCCUGCUCAGAACGGCGCUGUCAACGCUCGACUACCUCCAAAUCUUUUCCCAUUCAUGGCUCAUCAGUUUGCAGUUCCACAACCACGUCCGCCUACUCAGGAUAAUACAGGUCCUGCCGCUGCUGGUGCUACGGAGGGAGCUGCAAAUGCUGCGGGUGGACCGCCUGCUGGAUUUCCUCCAGGACCUUUCCCAGCUUUUCCACCACCGUUUCCUCAGGACAUGCCUCAGUUCCCUUCAUUUCCAUUCAUGGCACCGCUGCCUCCAUUCCCGAUGGAAAUGCCUCGGCCACCAGCUCAACUCGAUCAGCUGUCAGAAGAAGACUUACGCGCUAUGGAAGGUCAAAGUCGUGCAGCUUUGGAGCGUCGCAUAAAGAUGCUCCAAGAUAUUUCAACGUUGUUAGACGCAGCUGUUGCGCAAAUGCAUCAGUACACUUCCAUCUUUGGUGCCGCACCCAUGCCUGUGCCCAUGCCGUCUACAGCUGCUGCUAAUGCUUGGCAAACUUUGUUUGCUCAGGGACCAAGUCAGGCCUUCAGUGGAACCAGUGCUACAGAUGUGACCCAAAGCGAUUCUGGUCAGGAUAUUAAAGAUGCACAGGACGGUGCGACAGUGCAGCAGAAUGGGACAAAGACUGAGAGCACAGCGGCUGAUGUUCCAUCAUCCUCGAAGUCCUUGUUUGGAACCUCAGCAUCCGCUUCGCGAAUAGCAAAGACAGAAUCGUCGACAACUCCUGAAGACAGGGAAUCCCCUGACAUCCCUUCAUCAUCGAAAGAGACGAUUGUUCGAUCACCUGAAGAUGAACAAAUCAGGCUAAGGAGACUGAAGAGGUUCGCAGAUGCUGGGAGUAGUUCUGAAGAUCGCUAG